Bacidia gigantensis is the source of this 1677-nucleotide messenger RNA. RefSeq lists its product as uncharacterized. The coding region runs from base 1 to 1677 and encodes 558 amino acids. Lineage: Eukaryota; Fungi; Ascomycota; Lecanoromycetes; Lecanorales; Ramalinaceae. The transcript is spliced from 6 exons. Gene Ontology annotation, molecular function: hydrolase activity. The record is from RefSeq and is a predicted model, not a curated record.
AUGCUGAUCCGUGAAUAUCACGAAGAUGUCCCCACUAGUGGCGGGGGCUCUAUGCUAACCGGUCCCGUCACCCGCUUCGCUCGCCAAAUCGCCGGCCAUGGCUACAUCGUCGCUGCGCCCUCUACAUAUCACGAAUUCACGUCCCCCGCGCCCCUCGCGUAUGAUGGCCCAGGCACCGACGCUGGUAAUGCGUGGAAAGCAGAGAAAGCCCUUUCCGCUUAUGACGAAGAUGCUACGCUCACCGUUGAUCUGCUGCUCAGCCUGCCUACUUGUACGGGCGCCAUUGGCGCUACGGGGAUGUGUUUGGGUGGGCAUCUUGCAUUUAGGUGCGCUUUUGAUAGGAGGGUUAGGGCGGGAGUGUGUUAUUUUGCUACUGAUAUUCAUACCUCGACAUUGGGGAAGAGGACUGGGGAGGGCGGGGAGGGAAAGGGUGAUGAUAGUUUGGAGCGUGCGGGGAAAGGGGAGGUGAUGGGGGAGUUGGUUAUGAUUUUUGGGAAGGAGGACGGGCAUACCACUAACACCGCUGCAUACGUGGCUGUUGCAACUAGGGUCUCCGAGUUACUCGCUCUGAUGCCCACUGACAUCAUUGAAGCAAAGAGUGUGACUGCGAUAGAGACGGUUACGAGGCUCUUUGUUUUCUGUACGGAUGGAAGACUCAUUAUCAGCAUAGGUACGACCAGUGCAGCCCCUCCAGUGAUUGCGAUGAUAAAGGGAGCCAUCUUAUCCACUGAUGGCGAGACUGCUUACGGAGGGGCGCCUUGCAAGUUUGAAUAUUCCAAAGACAUACCUAUCUACGGAGAAAUUGCCAAUCUGGAAGCCAUCGAUGCCAUGGGUGAAAAUGUCCGAGUAGAAGGAACAGUGCUCGUUUUCAGUAGACUUGGACGAAAGCCAACUAAUGAUGAUACAUCUCAGAGAACGCCUCUGAACGUUACGGAUUGCCAUUUAGCACUGAGCAAGAUUAUACAAACAGCAUGUCUAGUCAACCGCGAAGUUGCGCGACAGCGCCUUCCAUUUCUCACGGCGAUGAAAGUCCGAUUUACGAAACGUUUCGUCCUUAAAGGUAAACCUGAGGAGUUCGACUGGCUCCUGACGUCAAUCGAUCGUCAAAUGGGCGGAUUGAUUUCUGUACCUGCCGAUGAAUUGGUAUACGACGAAGACCCUAGGUGGCGUCUGAUAAAGAAGUUUUUAUACCCAAAUAGAGAGUUCGAAGCGUCUUUAACGAGGCUGAAACGAUCAUUCCUUCGCAUUGAGAAAAAUUUCGAGCAAGAUAUUGUACAGCCUCUCAAGCAGGCAAUGAUUAACAGAAUGGAUGCAGACCUCUUCACACUGAUCUCACAAGCAAAAAGAACCGAGACCAAGAUACUAGAAGCCUGCGAAGAAUGGCAAAUGGUGAUCCCACAAUUGUGCUGUAAAAUCGCAGGUGAGCAAAAGAACAACGCUGGCUAUUCAUCAGCGCUAAAUUGGAGAGCAGCAACAAGUGAUUUUCAGGACGCGUCCGAACUCGACAAGCAAAUAUAUAGAUUAGAGUGGCGAGCAAGAGACGCCGGAUGGAAUGCGGAUCUCGACGAGGUAUUCCAGAAUCUGAACCGUGACCCCUUUGAACGGACUGACGGCCCGACUUUACUCGUCAAACAUCUCGAGGACAUACUGAGCAGGCAAGGUGAUGACUCUGUCUAG